Molecule: messenger RNA, 1275 nt
Organism: Malaya genurostris
Lineage: Eukaryota; Metazoa; Arthropoda; Insecta; Diptera; Culicidae
Product: transmembrane protein 192
Exons: 6
Coding region: 323-1051 (242 amino acids)
Cellular component (GO): lysosomal membrane; late endosome
Source: RefSeq, a predicted model, not a curated record
AUUUGUUUCCAUUUUGCUUUACGAUUUCAGACGCCUGCAUAAAAACUUUGUUUUUUAUUUCAUCCAGAAGUUUUCCUAUCCGUCCUAUCUGUCAUUGUACAAUUGUGUGUUGUGCGACUGCCUUUUCUGCCACGGGAAACGCUGCGUGUUUGUGCAGCGAAUUCAAUUUGAGGUGAUUUUGUGACGAAGUAAAAAGUCAUGAGAAUCUCCUAACACUAGCACAGUAACAUAGUAUGGUCAGUCUGAUCAGAAACUUUGGAUCGAAUACGUUUUCUACCGUUGCACACAGGGAGGUCGAUUUUUCGAAGACUCUUCGGUCAGGAUGGACGACAGUCACACUAUGCUGGAUCCGAUUCUUGCCUCUGAGGAUGACGAUGGAUUUCGUCCUCUGAACACGGUACCAGCUUUCAGUUUCCAUCUUCUUGUUUCGAGUUGUAUCUCACUUACUGGAAUCAUAUUGGCGGCUACUUGGGAAGACAGCCGGCGUUGCGAAGCGUACUUCAUCAUGCUUUAUCUGCGUGCCGCUUUCUGGCUUUUGACAUAUCUUUUCGAUCAUUUUGUUAAAAACCGGCACGAGAAACUUCGAUUGAAUGGGUACCAUGAGUUCCAUCGAGCAACCGCAUAUCAUCGAACGGUCCCGCUGCAAAUCGUCUCGCUGUGGAAUACGUUUCUGCUAGCGACACAGACACUCAUUCAGCACUACUAUGGUGACAGCUUUGCGGAAAAGUGCCUGGUUGUGGGUUUACUCUCACCGAUCGUCUACAUCACGCUGUUUUCUUCGUUGGAAACUGUCGUGCUGUCCAUUGUAAGCGGUUUCUAUAUGGCGAAAGUUAUACGAUUCAAUCGGUCUGCUGCAGCUCCGGACGCAUUGCAAGGAAGCCGAGGUCAUAGCAGUGGAUCGCUUGGGCUCACUCAGCAAGGACUGAGCACCGCUGAGCUACUGGAAAAGCAGGCAGAUUUGAUCAACUAUUUGAAGGAUCACAACCUAAAGCUGAACCAGAAGAUCAUGCAAAUGAACGCCCAGGUCCGAACGGUUACCUUUCCUGGGUAGAAUGAAAAGUGUUUUUUCCCCUGUUAGUGUGGGCCACCCACAAUUUGGAGACUGGCGUCGUUUGUACAUUAAGACUGGUUCAUUGGUGAUUAAACGAAGAAUACCCGUUUUGGAGAGUAUAGCUCUGAAUAUGAAGUUGCAUUCUUUAGGCAUUAGUUCAAAAAUGUAAGCAUUAGUCCAUUAAUUUGUUUUCGAACAAUAAAAAAUUGCGUUUUCAUUCUGUA